UCUUGUGGGAAUAUUUACAAAGGCCUUUCCCAGACAGGAGCCUGGGGCUGUUUUGAUGAAUUUAACAGGAUCUCAGUUGAGGUCCUUUCUGUGGUUGCUGUACAGGUGAAGAGUGUGCAGGAUGCAAUACGGGAGAAGAAGAAAUCCUUCAAUUUUCUUGGAGAAGACAUUAAAUUAGUACCCUCAGUAGGCAUUUUCAUCACCAUGAACCCUGGUUAUGCAGGGCGAACUGAGCUGCCUGAGAAUUUAAAAGCUCUCUUCAGGCCAUGCGCAAUGGUUGUGCCAGACUUUGAGCUGAUCUGUGAAAUUAUGUUGGUGGCUGAGGGAUUCAUUGAGGCCCGGACGUUGGCCAGGAAGUUCAUUACUCUGUACCGACUCUGCAAAGAGCUUUUGUCCAAACAG
Eurypyga helias (sunbittern) is the source of this 402-nucleotide messenger RNA. Its product is annotated as dynein beta chain, ciliary-like. Gene Ontology annotation, cellular component: dynein complex. Gene Ontology annotation, molecular function: ATP binding; dynein light intermediate chain binding; dynein intermediate chain binding. The transcript is spliced from 3 exons. Gene Ontology annotation, biological process: microtubule-based movement. The record is from RefSeq and is a predicted model, not a curated record. The annotation marks the transcript as partial. NCBI's taxonomy places the organism in Eukaryota, Metazoa, Chordata, Aves, Eurypygiformes, Eurypygidae.